AUGAAGUUCUCUGUUAUCCUCUCGGCCUUGAUGGUUACUGGCUUUGUUGGUGCUGCUCCAGUCGCCCAGCCUGUAUCCAACGGCAUCGAAAAGCCUGGCCCUGCUCAGCCUCAACAACAGCAAGCGGAGCAUCCUCAUGGAGGUCACCCAAAGCGUGAGGUCUCACAGCCACAUCCAGGCCCUCACGAUGGGCACCCUCGUCCUCAAGGCCCCCAGGAUCACUCUAAGCGUGAAAUGACCACUGCUACGGAUGGUCCCAAGCGCAAGGAUCCCGCUCCCCAAAAUGGCGGCCACCCUCAAGACCAUAGCGGACACCCCAAGCGCGAAGUCGAGGACCGGGUUGCUCACCCGCCACCCCAGGACCCGCACAAGGAGCACCCAAAGCGUGAGGAGUCUACGGCCGAAGAGCCCAAGCACGACAGCCCGCCUCCUCAUGGUGGUCAGCCCAGACCUCAAGGUGGAAACCCCCAAGGUGGACACCGCAAGCGCGAGGACUUUACCUCUGAGCAGCCCAAGCACCACAACAAGCCUUCUCACGGCGAUAAGCCUAAGAGUGGUCAGUCUCCCCACGGAAAAGUUCAAAAUGGGCACCCCAAGCGCGAGGAAACGACCACUGAGCAGCCUAAGCACGACAACAAGCCUUCUCACGGCGAUAAGCCUAAUGGUGGUCAGUCUCCUCACGGAAAAGUUCAAAGUGGGCACCCCAAGCGCGAGGAAUCUGCUACUGAGGAGCCUCCUCAUGGUGACCAGCCAGGCGGUCAGCCUCACGGUGGUCAACCUCAAGAGGUUCAGCCAGGCGGUCAGUCCCGUGAUGGCCAGCCUCAAGGUGGAAGGCCUCAAGGUGGACAUCCCAUGUAA
Penicillium odoratum is the source of this 858-nucleotide messenger RNA. RefSeq lists its product as uncharacterized. NCBI's taxonomy places the organism in Eukaryota, Fungi, Ascomycota, Eurotiomycetes, Eurotiales, Aspergillaceae. Bases 1 to 858 code for a protein of 285 amino acids. The transcript has 2 exons. The record is from RefSeq and is a predicted model, not a curated record.